AUGUUAAAGACAUUCUCAAAUGGAGUUUCCUGUUAUUCAUGUUGUAGUUUUAAUUGGAUGGCUACAUCACUGAUAAUUGGUACAUCGAUGAUGUUUCGAUUUUUUGAUAGUUCAGCCAAUCAGUUAAUUACAGAAGGAGGAAUUAUCGAUACCAUCCGAAAAUCGGCUCAAAGUCAUGAUCCAAUGGUCGUAAUGAAUUGGCGGUUGGAUGCUAGUCGAACGGCCUUUGCGAAAUUUAAUGUUUCUACAGCUUGA
Molecule: messenger RNA, 255 nt
Organism: Adineta ricciae
Lineage: Eukaryota; Metazoa; Rotifera; Eurotatoria; Adinetida; Adinetidae
Source: the annotation of a GenBank genome assembly